GCCAAGUCCCGAACCAGCGCGCACUUGGUGACGUGCGGAGCGCGCGCAGACAACCGGCGGAACAACGCGGAGCAGCCGACCGGCGCACACUGGGGCUCAUUCUUUCUUUCUUUUUUUUUUCUUUCUUUUUUUGUGUGUUGUUGUUGCUGUACAAUGCAGCGGGGAUAGAGACAGCAUUCACACACACACACGCACACACCUAGCGGCGUCGCAGCGAAACGAGGACAGACGCCGGGGAGGACCGGAGCAGCGCGCGACCGACCGACCGAGGAGGCGGAGGCGGCGAGCGAUCUGAUUGGUCUGUGAUGAGCAGCCCCGUCCACCGGAGACCAAAGGCCCGCCCCCGUUGAAGUGAUGUCACACCAGCACCACCGCUUCGAGCGGGACUACCGCGGCCCGUGGGAGCGGCGGGACGCGCGUCCGUCCGGCCUCCACAACGGCGCCGCUGGCCACAGCUGCGCCUCCGCCGUCGUCAACGGCGGCAACAACCGCCCGGGGCUCCUCCCCCUUCCCGUCAUCCCCUCGCUCCUCCUCGCCAACCCGGUCGCGGCGGCCGUGACGACGGCGAGCGGCGGCGGCGGCGACGCGGCGGUCAAGCGAGGCGUCCCCACGGCGGGAUCGGUGGCUUUGGCCUGCGCCAAGGUCUCCGGUCUGUCUCCUGGAGACGGCCAGACCCCGGGCCUGCUGCUGGCCCCGGGGGUCAGGUGGGGUCAGACGCCCAUCAACCAGCUCACGCCCUGGGAUACAGACGAGCCCCCCGCCAAGCAGCACCGAGACAACGAGCCCACCGGUCCGGCCUGGGCGGCGCCGGCGGCGGCGAGCCAGCCCGGCCUGCCGCCCCACAGCUACGCCCUCCCCCAGCCGCCGCCCUUCGGCCACGGCGUGACGGCGCCGUCCCCCGUCGUCGUCGGCGCGACGCCGUCCGUCCGGGCGCCGAUGCCGCCGCACCACCCGCUCAUGACGGCCCACUUCCAGCUGACGCCGCGCUCCACCCAGCAGCUGCCCUGCAUGGUGCUGACCAUGCCCGGCGGCGGGCGUCAGCAGCAGCAGCAGCAGCAGCCGCCGCCGCCGCCGCCGUACGCCUCCGUGCACCCGGCGGCCCGCGGCGCCCACGCCAACGCCAACCCCCGCGUGGUCCACCCCAACCCGCACAGCGUCAUGGGCAACGGACACCUGACCUCUCACCCCGGCCUCGUCAUGCAGCACCCGGCGCCGCCGCUCACCAACGGGCAGGCCGCGGCGAUGGCGGUGGCGGCGGCGGCGGCACACGGCCAGCCCGCCGCCGCAGACAAUCAGGACGCCGCCAACGGGCCCAACGGGCUGCAGAUGCUGCGGACGGUCGGGAUGGGGAAGUACGAGUUCAGCGACCCGGGACACCCCAAAGAGAUGUUGAAGGAGCUGAACCAGCAGCGCAGAGCGAAAGAGUUUACAGACCUGAAAAUAAUUGUUGAAGGCAAAGAGUUUGAAGUCCACCAAAAUGUUCUAGCUUCCUGCAGCUUGUAUUUCAAGGAGCUGGUGAAAAGGUCGUCGGGCGAGACGCGGAGCGGCGAGCCGCUGGAGCUGAACAUGAGCAACAUCGGCGCCGACGUGCUGGAGCUGCUGCUGGAGUUCGUGUACACGGGCUCGCUGGUCAUCGACUCGGCCAACGCCAAGACGCUGCUGGAGGCCGCCAACAAGUUCCAGUUCAACACCUUCUGCAAAGUCUGCGUCUCCUUCCUGGAGAAACAGCUGACCGCGGCGAACUGCCUGGGCGUGCUGGCCAUGGCGGAGGCCAUGACCUGCACCGAGCUCCACAACAUGGCCAAGGCCUUCGCGCUGCAGAACUUCCCCGAGGUGGCGAGACAGGAGGAGAUCCUGGGCGUGUCCAAGGAGGACCUGGUGGCCUACCUGUCCAACGACAGCCUCAACACCAAAGCCGAGGAGCUGGUCUACGAGACGGUCAUCAAGUGGAUCAAACAGGACCCCGACAGCCGAGUGCAGACUCUGUCCGACCUGCUGGCGGCGGUGCGCCUCCCCUUCAUCCACCCGUCCUACCUGCUGAACGUGGUGGACAACGAGGAGCUCAUCAAGUCGUCGGAGGCUUGCCGCGACCUGGUGAACGAGGCCAAGCGCUACCACAUGCUGCCGCACGCGCGCCAGGAGAUGCAGACGCCGCGGACGCGGCCGCGCCUCUCCGCCGGUGUAGCGGAGGUGAUAGUUCUGGUGGGGGGGCGCCAGGCGAUCGGGAUGAGCCAGCGCUCCCUGACCGCCGUCACCUGCUUCAACCCCCAGAGCAGUAAGUGGUACCCGCUGGCCAGCCUGCCCUUCUACGACCGCGAGUUCUUCAGCGUCAUCUCGGCGGGAGACAACAUCUACCUGUCAGGGGGCACGGAGACCGGCGUGAUGCUGGCCGACGUGUGGUGCUACAUGUCCCUGCUGGACAACUGGAAUCUGGUGUCCCGGAUGACGGUGCCCCGCUGCCGGCACAACAGCCUGGUGUACGACGGCAAGCUCUACACCAUCGGGGGCCUGGGCGUCUCGGGGAACCUGGACCACGUGGAGAGGUACGACACCAUCACCAACCAGUGGGAGACGGUGUCCCCGCUGCCCAAGCCGGUGCACUCGGCGGCCGCCACGGUGUGCGGCGGGAAGGUCUACGUGUUCGGCGGCGUGAACGAGGCCGGGCGCUCGGCCGGCGUCCUCCAGUCCUACGUGCCGCGCAGCGACACCUGGAGCUUCAUCGAGUCGCCGAUGAUAGAUAAUAAAUACGCCCCCGCGGUGAGUCUAAAUGGUCUGAUCUUCAUCCUGGGGGGAGCAUACGCUCGAGCCACCACCAUCUACGACCCGGACAAGGGGAACAUCAAGGCCGGGCCCCACAUGAACCACUCCCGACAGUUCUGCAGCGCCGCGAUCGUGGACGGGAAGAUCUUCGCCACCGGGGGCAUCGUGAGCAGCGAGGGCCCGGCGCUCGGCAACAUGGAGACCUUUGACCCCUGCGCCAACACGUGGACGCUGCUGCAGUCGCUGCCCUGCCCGCUGUUCAGGCACGGCUGCGUGGUCAUCAAGAAGUACAUUCAGAGCGGCUGAGGGGGCGGAGCCUCUGGACCCCGGACACGCGGCGUGGCGUUGACCUCUGGACUUUUUUUUUACACCGGCAUCCAUCCACUCGGUACUCGUCCCGCCUCCCAGGAACAAUAACAACAACAACAACAAAAAAGCCCCGUGUAGAAUGUACUCGUCAGGUGACCUCUCACCUCCUCGUGUCAGGUGACCUCACCUCCUCGCGUCAGGUGACCUUGUGUCAGGUGACCUCACCUCCUCGCGUCAGGUGACCUCGUGUCAGGUGACCUCACCUCCUCGCGUCAGGUGACCUCACCUCCUCGUGUCAGGUGACCUUGUGUCAGGUGACCUCACCUCCUCGCGUCAGGUGACCUCGUGUCAGGUGACCUCACCUCCUCGUGUCAGGUGACCUCGUGUCAGGUGACCUCAC
This is a messenger RNA of Pseudoliparis swirei, 3469 nucleotides long. RefSeq names its product kelch-like protein 29. The record is from RefSeq and is a predicted model, not a curated record. The transcript has 15 exons. NCBI's taxonomy places the organism in Eukaryota, Metazoa, Chordata, Actinopteri, Perciformes, Liparidae. Bases 355 to 3066 code for a protein of 903 amino acids. Gene Ontology annotation, molecular function: protein binding.